UUUCAGAUUUUUAUUUAUGUAAUUUCCCACUUUUUGCCAAUAUUAUGUCAGAUAAUUGUGCUUCAACAAAACAACCUCAUUUAAUGGAAUUAAUGAAUCAAAUGUGCAAAGAAGCUGGAAUUCAGGAAUGUCAACCUCAAUUACUUUUACAGAUGUGUGAUAUGGCCUAUUCUCUUACAAAAAAUGUUCUUGUAGAGGCUAGAUCCGUCGCCGAUUUUAGUGGGAAAAAAUUUGUUGAAAAAAGUGAUGUUGAUUUUGCAUUGAAAACAUUUAGUUUGUUUAUUUAUUUGUUAAAAAAAUUUUUUUUCUUACCCCCUUCCUUAGAUGAAAAAUAUUGUAAAGACCGUCCACCUAUUGCUUUAAUGAAUGAUUUGGCACAAGAAAAGAAUUCUCAACCUUUACCUCAAAUUAGACAAAAUUAUGGACUUCGACUGCCUAAUGACCGUUUUUGUCAGCUACAAUCUAAUUUUGUUUAUGACGAUCUUCCGUCGACGUCAAAUAAUAAUAAAGAUGAGGAUGAUGAAUUGAGACAACAAAAUAUUCAAUCUUCCGAAAAUUUCCCUAAACGUCAAAAACCAGAAUCAUCAACAAACUUUAACCCCGAUCUUGUUGCCAAUUUAUUAAUGGGAAGAACAAAUAAUGACUCGAGGAAGCGGGCUUUUCAUGAUGAAGAAAAAGAAGAUAAGACAGAAGAUUUUGAUGAUUAUGAUUGUUGA
Meloidogyne enterolobii is the source of this 716-nucleotide messenger RNA. The record is from the annotation of a GenBank genome assembly. Lineage: Eukaryota; Metazoa; Nematoda; Chromadorea; Rhabditida; Meloidogynidae.